GCCACUGAGUUGCUGAUGCGGGAGGAAGAACUGAUCUCCGCCAGCGUCUCUUCCAGCGCUCGUCACAGGUGCUUUGAGUCGAGCCCGGAGUCCCCUCCUCAGGACCUACUCCAGCGCAUCCCGCAUCGCCGCUCCGCAGCGCCGGGGACCUGCAGGCUGACCGCCCCGCCUGCAAGCAGAAGGUGGUUUGUGUACGGGUGUGUCUCUGAAGAUCAUUUUAAUUUGAAAGGAAAGAUGCUGUCAUCCAAUGAUCAAAAGUUAGAAAAGCUGGAUCUCUUUCAUCGACCUUCAUUGUCCAAGCAAAAAACCAGUGUGGAAAUCAUACGGGAAGCACGGAAUGCCUUGAGAGCAGUUAGAACCCAAAGACCAUUUACUCCCCGGGAAGACCAGAGGAAGCUGUUUGGGCCUGCGUCGUCAAGAACCCCGGAAAACAGGCCUUCCUCCUCUUUCAGCCUCCACGCGUCCAGCUUCGAGUUAGGCGAUUCCAGGCCCAUCUCUGGUGCCCGCCUCAGCCCGCUGGAGCUGAAACCCAGAGCUCCAGCAUCUCCCACCACAGAGGAGGCUGCCUCUCCCUCCUUCCCUAAACCUCCGCUGGACCCUGCGAAGAUACGAAGAAUAAGCUGUGCGAGAGCGCGCUUCUACAGGGCGGCCUCCCAGGGAACCCUCCUGCCUGACGGGCCGCUCACCGAUGCCCACUCAAAGACCACGGAGGAAUCCAAAGAGACUGUUACCGUGGGGAAUUCUACAGCGAAAAUAAAUGGGACGUAUUUAAGAGCUUCAAAUGCCAUUGGUCACUUAAAGAGCCACCCACCCCGGCUUAGUUAUGACCAAGGCUUCAGAGAAACCGAAGAGCAAGACGUGUUCAAGGAGUCAUCCCCACCAGCUCCUCUCCAGAGCAGCGGAGGAAAUGAGGCUGCACAAAGGAGUCAUCCUGGAACCAACCUCACCCCUGGCCAUGACACAGAGAGACUGGACAGGGGCCAGGGGAAGGGGCGUGCCAGGGUCUCCUCGAGUCCUAGCAGCUCAGAGCUGAGCAGACUGGAAACCAGAGCAGAUUCCUUUGCAGCCUCAGGAGCCAGCUUACAGGAGCAGGAGACCGAAAUGGAGGUAGACGGGGUCUUUUGGAAAACACGGAUUGUACCGAUUUUGCAUGAAUUAGAAAAGGAAGAAGACGCUGAAGCGAUGUGUGCCGCUUGCACGCAGCUCCAUCACGCGCUGGAGGAAGGGCGCAUGCUCGGAAAGAAGUUUAGGGGCAGAAGUGUCCUGCUGAAGACCCUGUAUAAACUAGUGGAUGUUGGCUCAGAUCUGCUCAGCCUUAAACUUGCAAAGCUUAUCCUAGCACUUAAAGUAAGCAGAAGAAACCUUCUGAAUGUCUGCAAACUGAUAUUCAAAGUCAGCAGGAGCGAGGAGAAUGAUGCUCUGAUACAUACCGAAGACGUCCUGGCAUCAUUAUUGGAGGUGCUGAGAGGCGAAGACCUUCGAGGUAACACGGAAGCCUUUUUAUACUGCAUGGGGGCUCUGAAAUUCAUUUCCGGGAGUCCGGGAUUUCUCUCCGAGAUGAUCAGCAAAGGUGCAGUGGAAAUAUUGAUGGAACUGAUAAGGCAAGUGACUGAGGAUACAAAGAAACACGGUGCAUGCCUGCCCAACUUCGGCAACUUGUUAGUCCAGACAACUGCGACUUUGAGAAACUUGGCCGACUCACCGCUGACGAGAAGCAAGCUCCUGCACACCGGGGCCUUCCCCCUGCUCUGCUCAGUGACGGGGCAGUACAUGGAUGACAAGGACGUCUGUACCAAUGUUGCCAGAAUCUUUAGCAAACUGACCUCUUACCGUGACUGCUGCUUGGCCCUGGCCAGCUAUCCCAGAUGCUACGCCUUGUUUCUGAGUCUCCUGAACAAACACCAGAAGGAACAGGAUUUAGUAAUUCGAAUUGUGUUUAUCCUUGGCAACCUGACAGCAAAAAAUAACCAGGCCCGGGAACUUUUCUCCAGAGAGCAAGGGAGCAUCGAAACUCUGCUCACAUUGUUCCAGAAUUUCUACCAACUCGACCAGCACUCCCCAAGGCUGGGGCUCUCCUCAGGAGCCAGGCCACCAGCAGAGGCCGACGAUGUGCUGGUCAAGCUGACCCGAGUCCUGGCCAACAUAGCCAUUCACCCUCGCAUCGGCCCAGUGCUGGCCGCCAACCCUCGGGUGGUGGGCCUGUUGCUGACCACGCUGGAAUCCAAGUCACUGGUCGACUGCGAGGAGCUGGUGAUCAACGCCACAGCAGCCAUCAACAACCUGUCCUUCUAUCAAGUGAAGAGCUCCAUCCUGCAACACCAGAAGCUGCAUGUUGCUGAAUUGCUCUUAAAGCUCCUUGUGAGUAACAACAUGGAUGGAAUCCUGGAGGCUGUGCGUGUCUUCGGAAACCUCUCUCAGGACAAUGACGUCUGCAAUUUCCUCAUGCAGAAAAACGUACACAAGUUCAUGAUUGCGCUGCUGGGCGCCAAGCACCAGGACGUUUGCUUUUCCGCCUGUGGGGUUCUGCUAAACCUCACCGUGGAUAAAGACAAGCGUGCCAUUCUGAAAGAAGGAGGAGGCGUUAAAAAGUUGCUGGAUUGCUUAAGAGAGUUCGGCCCCAGUGACUGGCAGCUGGCCUGCUUGGUGUGCAAGACCCUGUGGAACUUCAGUGAAAGCGUCACAAACGCAUCGUCCUGCUUUGGAGAUGAAGACACCAACACACUCCUAACCCUCCUGCCAUCGUUCUUAGAUGAAGAGCUAGCGCUGAAUGGUAGCUUCGACCAAGAUCUAAAAAGCUAUCAUAGACUCCACUGGGAAACAGAAUUCAAGCCUGUGGCACAGCAGCUUCUGAAGCGAGUUCAGAGCCAGCACACAUCCCUGGAGCCCCUGCCCAACCCUUCUUUCUAACAUGACACAGGCUAAAGGCAGAACUGGGAAGUCAGGCCCCUCAUUCUUGGGAAGUGGUAAAAGCUUGAAUGUUUCUCAGUAUUAACACAUGGUGAGCAUUUAAAAACAAAUACUGAUUUUAGUGAAUAGCCUAAGUAUUUUGAAAGAAAUUUCUUCUUUUCUAGGUAAUUUGGAAAAACGAAUAUAUAAAUAUUUUCUGCUAUGGGAGCUGUGAGAUGGAAAUAUAUGCAUUUCUAAGA
Phodopus roborovskii (desert hamster) is the source of this 3146-nucleotide messenger RNA. RefSeq names its product armadillo repeat containing 2 (gene Armc2). Gene Ontology annotation, molecular function: protein binding. NCBI's taxonomy places the organism in Eukaryota, Metazoa, Chordata, Mammalia, Rodentia, Cricetidae. Gene Ontology annotation, biological process: sperm axoneme assembly; cilium organization. The record is from RefSeq and is a predicted model, not a curated record.